GCUGAUUCUCACACACAACUUUCUACUUUUUACUUUUUCGUGUCACGCCGCGAAAACUUGUCUUUUUUCAACAUGUAUUAUACUAGUAGUAGUCUCCGCCGACUAGUAUGUAGAAAUCGUAGAGAAAAAUUAUUAUUAUUGGGUUGUUGUUGUUGAACAGUCCCAGUCCUUGUAGGUUUCUCUGUUCUUCUCCAGAUCUAGAUGGCAUUGCAGUUUGGUUUUGCUUGAAUCAGACUGUUUCUUGUUAAAUAAUUGGAAUUUGGGAUUUUUGAACCAAAAUGGAAGGCCUAUUAGUUCAAUCUGGUGAAGGUCCAGCAGACGAGACCCAGAAUUCAGAGUUAAAGAAACAAUCAUCUGCAGAGAGCGAGCGGGGAACAUCGAAAACUGAAAAAUUAAAUGCCACAGUGACGCCAAAGGUCUCAGGGCCAACGGGGUCUACCAGAAAGAGAAUGGAAAUGAAUAAAACUUUGGAUUUGAGCACAACAUCUGUAGCUAAAUCAGCCUCAGCCAAAUCAAGCUCUUCACGGAGUUCGAAUUCAGUUUCAUUGACCAUGAGAAGGAACAGCACUGGAGGUGGAGGUUUGCUCGAGAAGCAGCCAAUCUCAGUUACUAAGCGGCAAACUAGUGUUAAUACAGUUGCAGGCAAAAAAACUAGCCCCCUGGCCUCGGAAACACUUAGGCGGUCUCUCCCAGAAGUUCGAAGGAGUUCAUUGCCGUCUGUUGCUACCAAAUCGUUGACUCGGUCGAGCAUCUCGGAGACUACAAAGUCUGUUCCCUCUGCACCUGUUACUCGAACUUUGAGAACAUUGCCUACUGAUGUAAAUAAACAAGAUUCUGGAAAGAAGUCUUCUAUGAAACCAUCAUCUUCAACUUCCUCUUCAAAGAGGGUGCCUUCUUCAUCGUUGGACAGCACUGCCAGCAGCACAACUAGAAAGGUGGUUUUGAAGACCUCUUCUCUAUCACCUCGGACACCUUCAGUUACCAAUGGAUCAAAAGGUCGUUCUUCGACUUCAUCUGUAGACAGGAGUUCUGGUUUGUCUGGUCGCCGGAAAGUGGGAACACUGGAGAGUCGGGAUUCUCGUUUCAUUAUGCUUCCGCAGGUCGAGAUCAAAGCUGGUGAUGAUGUGAGGUUGGAUCUUAGGGGUCACCGAAUUCGAAGUCUCAAUUCUAGUGGGUUGAACUUGUCACCUAAUUUGGAGUUUGUCUAUCUCAGAGACAAUCUCUUAUCUACACUGGAAGGUGUUGAAAUAUUGAAGAGGGUGAAGGUUCUUGAUUUGAGCUUUAAUGAUUUCAAAGGGCCUGGAUUUGAACCACUUGAGAGUUGCAAAGCUCUACAGCAACUCUAUCUUGCUGGGAAUCAAAUUACAUCACUUGUAAGCCUUCCUGAGCUUCCUAAUCUAGAGUUUCUUUCUGUUGCACAAAAUAAGUUGAAGUCUCUUUCAAUGGCCAGUCAGCCUCGAUUGCAGGUAUUAGCUGCAAGCAAAAACAGAAUAUCAACUUUGAAGGGUUUCCCACACUUACCAGCCCUUGAGCAUCUAAGGGUGGAGGAGAAUCCCAUACUUGAGAUGCCACAUCUAGAAGCAGCUUCUAUUUUGCUUGUUGGCCCAACUUUGAAAAAAUUCAAUGAUCGAGAUCUUUCUCGAGAGGAGUUGGCAUAUGCAAAGCGUUAUCCUGCACACACUGCCUUGUGCAUUAGAGGUGGUUGGGAGUUUUGCCGUCCAGAGCAUGCAUCAGAUUCAACUUUUCGGUUUCUGUUCGAACAAUGGAAAGAUCACUUUCCCCCAGGCUACCUGCUCAAGGAAGUGUCUAUUGAUCAACCAUUUGAAGAAGAUGCUUGUUGCUGCCGCUUCAAUUUUAUCACAGACAAAAGUGGGAGUAGUGAUUCAGACUUAGUCUUGAAGUACCAAUGGUUUGUAGGAGAAAGAACUCCUUCAAAUUUUAUUGCCAUUCCUGAUGCCACUGGAGAUGUGUAUUGGCCAAAGCAUGAGGACAUUGACAGAAUUCUGAAAGUGGAGUGCACACCUGUCCUGGAAGGGACCGAGUAUCCUACAGUUUUUGCUAUAUCUUCACCAGUUUCACCUGGAACUGGGUGUCCAAAGGUUUUGAAGAUUGAUGUUCGUGGGGAACUAAUGGAGGGAAACAUUAUUAGGGGUUAUGCAGAGGUUGCAUGGUGCGGUGGAACUCCAGGAAAAGGUGUUGCUAGCUGGCUAAGGAGAAGAUGGAAUAGCAGCCCAGUGGUAAUUGUUGGUGCAGAAGAUGAGGAAUACCAAUUGAUUCUAGAUGACAUUGAUUCAUGUUUGGUUUUUAUGUAUACUCCUGUGACAGAAGAAGGUGCUAAAGGAGAACCUCAAUAUGCAAUUACAGAUUAUGUAAAGCCAGCUCUUCCAUCAGUCAGUGAUGUGAAAAUUAUUGGUGAUGCUGUUGAAGGAAAUACCAUCAAAGGUGUUGGAAAAUACUUUGGUGGAAGGGAAGGUCCCAGCAGAUUUGAAUGGUUGCGUGAGGAUAAGAACAGCGGUGAGUUUGUAUUAGUGUCAACAGGUACAACUGAGUACGCUAUAACCAAAGAAGAUGUUGGCCAGCAAUUGGCUUUUGUGUAUAUUCCUACAAAUUUGGAGGGGCAGGAAGGCAAGUCUGUAUCAAUACUGUCUCGGAUUGUUAAGCAAGCCCCACCAAAAGUAGCAAAUGUGAAGAUAAUUGGUGACAUAAGGGAGGGAAGUAAGGUCACGGUCACUGGUACUGUGACUGGAGGAACUGAAGGAUCUAGCAGAGUUCAAUGGUUUAAAACAAGCUCUUCAACAUUAGAUGGUGAGAAUGGUCUUGAAGCAGUAAGCACAUCAAAAAUUGCAAAGGCAUUUCGCAUACCUUUAGGAGCUGUUGGCUAUUUCAUAGUUGCAAAAUUUACUCCUAUGACUCCAGAUGGUGAAUCGGGUGAACCUGCAUAUGCUAUAUCGGAAAGAGCAGUUGAAAAUCUUCCGCCAAGCCUAAAUUUCUUAUCUAUUACUGGUGAUUACUCUGAAGGUGGAAUACUGACAGCAUCGUAUGGGUACAUCGGGGGUCAUGAAGGAAAAAGUAUUUAUAAUUGGUGUCUUCAUGAGGUAGAAACUGACUCUGGUACUCCAAUACCUGAGGUUUUCGGUCUUCUUCAAUAUCGUGUUACCAAAGAUGCCAUUGGUAAAUUCACUUCCUUUACGUGCACCCCAGUACGUAAUGAUGGGAUUGUGGGUGAGUCAAGAACUUGCAUGGGGCAGGAGCGCGUUCGGCCGGGGAGCCCGAGAUUGCUUUCUCUGCAAAUAAUCGGAACUGCUGUUGAAGGCUCUAUAAUGACUGUUGAUAGAAAAUAUUGGGGUGGCAAAGAGGGAGAAUCAGUUUUUCGGUGGUUCCGGACUAGCUCAGAUGGCACCCAUAGUGAAAUUAAAGAUGCUACUACUUCAUCAUACACGCUCUCGGUUGAUGACAUUGGCUUCUUUAUAUCAGUUUCAUGUGAGCCUGUCAGAAGUGAUUGGGCCCGUGGUCCUGUUGUGCUUUCUGAACAAAUUGGACCAAUAAUACCUGGGCCACCUAGUUGUCAGUUACUUGAAUUUCAUGGAUCAUUUGUGGAAGGGGAACGUUUGAGCUUCUUUGCAUCUUAUAGUGGAGGGGAAAAAGGAGAUUGCUUAUCUGAGUGGUUUAGAGUGAAAAGUAAUGGUUUAAAGGAUAAACUAAAUGCUGGUGAGUUCUUUGACUUAACUAUUGAGGAUGUGGGAAGAUGUGUGGAACUUGUUUACACACCUGUCCGUAAAGAUGGAGUUAAAGGGACUGCUAAUAGUGUGAUGUCUAGUGUGGUUGCUCCUGCGGAUCCGAUGGGUUUGGAGCUUGUAAUUCCUGAUUGCUGUGAGGAUAAGAUGGUGGUCCCUCAAAAGAAAUACUUUGGUGGACAAGAAGGUGAUGGCGAAUAUGUUUGGUACAGAACAAAGAACAUAUUACAUGGGCCUGCUCUCAUGGACAUAUCCAAUGCUUGUGAUGUCUUUAUAUGUGGAAAAACACUAACAUACACACCAUCACUUGAAGACAUUGGAGCUUAUUUGGCUUUAUAUUGGCUGCCGACUCGUGCAGAUGGAAAAUGCGGAAAGCCUCUAGUAUCAAUUUGCAAUUCUUCAGUUACUCCAGCUCUUCCAGUAGUUUCUAAUGUUCAUGUAAAGGAGUUGUCAUCGGGUACGUAUUUUGGGGAAGGAGAAUAUUUUGGUGGAUAUGAAGGACCAAGCCUGUUUAGCUGGUACAGAGAAACUAAUGAGGGAACUAUCAUUCUUAUUAAUGGAGCAAAUUCUAGGACUUACCAAGUUACAGAUUCAGACUACAAUUGCCGCUUGUUGUUCGGAUAUAUGCCAGUUCGUUCUGAUUCAGUUGUGGGAGAGCGCCGAUUAUCUGAACCAACUGACAUUAUUCUCCCAGAGCUUCUAAAAAUUGAGAUGCUUGCCCUGACUGGAAAGGCGGUUGAAGGAGAUGUACUUACUGCUGUUGAAGUAAUUCCAAAGAGUGAAAUUCAGCAACAUGUUUGGGGCAAGUACAAGAACGAUGUCAGAUAUCAAUGGUUUUGUUCAUCUGAAACAGGAAAUGAUGUUUCCCUUGAGCCAUUAUCUUCUCAGCGUUCUUGCUCCUAUAAGGUGCGAUUAGAGGACAUUGGUCGGUGUCUACGUUGUGAAUGCAUUGUGACUGAUGUGUUUGGAAGGUCGAGUCAGUCAGCGUAUGCUGAAACUGCCCCCAUUUUGCCAGGCAUUCCUCGAAUAGAUAAGUUGGAGAUCGAGGGUAGAGGUUUCCACACUAACUUAUAUGCGGUUCGUGGCGUUUAUAGUGGAGGAAAAGAGGGCAAAAGUAGAAUCCAGUGGCUUAGAUCAAUGGUUGGAAGCCCCGACCUUAUCUCUAUUCCUGGGGAGACUGGGAGGAUGUACGAAUCUAAUGUUGAUGAUGUGGGGUACAGACUGGUGGCACUGUAUACUCCUGUAAGAGAGGAUGGAGUUGAGGGCCAACCUGUUUCUGCAUCAACAGAGCCAAUUGCAGUUGAGCCUGAUAUUCUUAAAGAAGUGAAGCAAAAGCUUGAUCUUGGAUCUGUGAAAUUUGAGGCAUUGUGUGACAAGGACAGAUCUCCAAAAAAGGUUCCAGGAAUGGGUAGUCUUGAGAGAAGAAUUCUGGAAGUGAAUAGAAAGAGAAUCAAGGUUGUGAAGCCUGGUUCUAAAACUUCUUUUCCUACCACUGAAAUACGGGGAAGUUAUGCUCCUCCCUUCCAUGUGGAGCUUUUCCGAAACGAGCAACAUCGAAUUAGGAUAGUUGUGGACAGCGAAAAUGAAGUAGACCUGCUGGUGCAGACCCGGCAUCUGCGUGAUGUCAUCGUACUUGUGAUUAGAGGCCUCGCUCAGCGUUUCAACAGCACUUCCCUCAACUCUCUCCUUAAGAUUGAUACUUAAAAACUUCCUCUCCAUGAGACAUUUAAAAUACAAACUACUUAUAUUUGUAAAUUGGGCUUCUUUUGGGGGUCCACUCUGUUUUUCGUUUCCCCCUCCUUUCCCCAUUGUUUCUUUUUUCCUUUUUUUUUUUUUUCAGUGUAUGCCUUUCUGUAUUACUAUUUAGCUAAACAGUGUGCAGCAUCAUCAUCAUCAGAGGGAUAUAUCACAAUCACUGUUUUAUUUUUAUUUAUUUUUUAAACCAUGAAUAGUGAUGAUAUGGGUAUGUAUUGGUUUUUAACAUCUGAACUUAAAAAUUGGUGUUGGUUUCACUGCGCGUGCUUUA
Camellia sinensis is the source of this 5760-nucleotide messenger RNA. RefSeq names its product Outer arm dynein light chain 1 protein (gene AIR9). NCBI's taxonomy places the organism in Eukaryota, Viridiplantae, Streptophyta, Magnoliopsida, Ericales, Theaceae. The record is from RefSeq and is a predicted model, not a curated record. Gene Ontology annotation, cellular component: plasma membrane; plasmodesma. Gene Ontology annotation, molecular function: protein binding.